Messenger RNA from Sphaeroforma arctica JP610, 953 nucleotides. RefSeq lists its product as hypothetical. NCBI's taxonomy places the organism in Eukaryota, Ichthyosporea, Ichthyophonida. The transcript has 2 exons. The coding region runs from base 249 to 953 and encodes 234 amino acids. The record is from RefSeq and is a predicted model, not a curated record.
CACCUAGAGAUGCAAUAGAUUAUUCCGAUGUAUUUACUAUUAGAGUAUUCGGGUUGGGUGUCGAACACGCACUACUACACCCAAACGCAGGGGUCUUGGACUACGCAGAACCAGACUUCACACACAGAUGUAUUUAUGAUAUAUCCACGCAUACACACGCACACACAUAGUACCAGGCACUCAUAACAACGGAACUUUCGGUAUAAGAUAGACAUAUAAACACGGUGUAGUAUAGACAUAUAUACACGAUGGAUGCAGUGGCACUGAAGGAAAAGGCGAAGGCCGAAGCGAAAGCUGAGCUCACGGCCCAUGAUCCCACACACGCACCCAAAGACGAGGUGGCACUUAAACGUACAUCUCAGUCAGACAUACCGGCAUCUAUAUACCCCUGUGACGAAAUAGAGCUCAAACGCAAACACGAACGCGAUGCUGAGCAGGACCACACUGCGGGCGUGGCCAAGAAACGCCCGAGAGGACUCAAGAAAAGGGGACAGGGCAGCACAGAUAAAGGGGUGCAAGUCGAGCAGGGGUAUGAGAGAAUGGAGCUGCCUGCCGAGGUUAGUGUGGCUGCUGAAGGAGAUGAGCGUAUCCAGUUGGAGAGUGAUUCAGCCCAUGAUGCGUAUGCACUCUAUGCCAGUGCCAUGGUCGAGGUUGAGAAGGACAACACACCCACAGCCAAGAAGUUUUUCGAAGGCGCUAUUCACGGGUUACAAGCACUUCUGGAAGUUAAGGAGAAGACCAACGACCUAGCUGACAACCUUCAUCUGUACACCUUAGGCAUGGCCUGGUGUGAGCUGGGUGUGCUUAUCGAUGAUACCGACUACAUCGGUCGAGGCUUGCAGUAUCUGGGCGAUGUGAUUGGCUCAGGCACCGCGGCGGCGCAUGUGUAUAUGGAUGCGGGGCAGAUGACCCUGUCACGGUACGACAAGGGCAAGCGAGUGCGUGUGCAGUAG